UAUCAAGUAUCUUUAAAAAGCCCCCUCAUCCCCCACCCAAAAAAAAAUAAAAAAUCCUGUCCUUACGAUACUUCAAAAACUUGAGUCUCUGAAUCUUUAAUUCAUCGUUUUCCUUGUCUCAAGGACUUUCUGAGGCGGCAACUCGGCUCAACGUCAGGAAGCAUCUCUUGUGUUAAUUUCUCAAUAUGUCCGGUGAAGAGGAAGAAAAUGCUGCAGAACUCAAAAUUGGAGAUGAAUUUUUAAAGGCCAAGUGUUUAAUGAAUUGUGAAGUUGCACUUAUCCUUGAUCGGAAAUAUGAGCAGCUUCAGCAGAUGUCUGAUGAUCCUAUGAAUCAAAUUUCUCAAGUAUUUGAAAAGUCAUUGCAGUAUGUGAAGCGCUUUAGCCGCUGCAAAAAUCCUGAUGCUGUUAGGCAGGUUCGAGAAAUCCUGAGUAGAUACCAGUUGGCUGAGUUUGAGCUCUGUGUCCUUGGCAACCUUUGCCCAGAAACUGUGGAGGAAGCUAUAGCUAUGGUGCCUUCUAUUAAGUCAUCUCAAUACUGGAGACUGGAGACUGGGAAACUGGGAGUCAAUGGCUUAGUAAACACACGGUGGAUUGUAGGAGACGUUGUUGCCGUUCACCCGAUCAUUGGAACCAGGCGAAAAGCUUGA
Messenger RNA from Macadamia integrifolia, 647 nucleotides. RefSeq names its product DNA-directed RNA polymerase II subunit 4-like. The record is from RefSeq and is a predicted model, not a curated record. The transcript has 7 exons. Gene Ontology annotation, cellular component: P-body; RNA polymerase II, core complex. Gene Ontology annotation, biological process: nuclear-transcribed mRNA catabolic process, deadenylation-dependent decay; positive regulation of translational initiation; transcription initiation at RNA polymerase II promoter. Lineage: Eukaryota; Viridiplantae; Streptophyta; Magnoliopsida; Proteales; Proteaceae. Gene Ontology annotation, molecular function: translation initiation factor binding; nucleotide binding. Bases 186 to 647 code for a protein of 153 amino acids.